AUGAUGCUAACAGUGACAGCUCAGGUGACGAAACUUUUGCUAAUGACGCUUGCUCUGGAAUGGAUUUAUGGGUACCAUAUUUUCUCUGACGAUCCGGGCGUGAUACAAAUUGGCUUAGGCCAUAAAUUACUCGUCAACGAAACGGUACCGCUGCACACGAAGCUAUUGAUCUCGUGUCACCUCAACGAUGCUCUGUGGUAUAAGAAUGGGAAAUUGUACUCCUCUAAGGGCAAGCAUGCCAAAUCACUGAAAUUCGACUCCAUAGAAAAAUCGGAUGCCGGAUACUACUCGUGCAGGUCGAAGUUCAACGAGUGGUCCAACCUAACGCUUUUGGUGUUCGACCAGCUCGAUAUCGCGAAUCUGAAAAGGAAAAGUCUUGUGGACAAUCAGGCAAUAACUGUGAAGAAAGUCAGCGAUAGCUACAUGGAUGAUCCCAAAAAUUCGUACAAUAAGGUAGAAAUAGAUCGGCUACAACCGGGGCCUCCAUUUUUUACGAAACCCGAACAAAUGAUCGCACAGCUGUUCAAACCUUCAGGCAAUAUGGUUCGUUUGAGAUGUGCUUCCGAUGGCAAUCCCCUGCCAAACAUUAUCUGGACUAAGGACUAUAAAAAUAUUUCCCGUGACAUGGGCGUGGUGAAGUAUGCCCAGUGGUCGAUCGUGUUAAAAGAUCUGGGUGUCAAGGAUUCGGGAGCAUACACCUGCAACGUAUGCAAUAGCUUCGGAUGCAUCAGCUUCACUACCAAGCUGAUGGUCAAAAAUCGUUUUCCUGCCCGGCCGUACAUAAAGGAAGGUACUCUCACAAAUAUCACCGUUCUGGUCAAUAGCACAGCCACAUUCGAGUGCCGAACCAUUUCCCAUUUAGAGCCUUACAUUGAGUGGAUAAAGUUCCACAUCACAGAUCCGAUGCAACCCGAUAUACCCGAAAACAUUACUACACUUGAGCGUAACUUCGACAAUCCCGAAAUACUGACCAUCGAGAAUGUGACCCACGCCGAUGAAGGUUGGUACACGUGCAUUGCGGCCAACACCAUGGGAACGUCUUACGAGAGUGCCUACCUUGCGGUGGUCGAUGAGCUACCGACCGAAGAUGACACACCCACGACAUAUCCGAUUCGGUCUCACUUGACGGUGAUCAUGACCGUGGUACUGGCCGGGUGUAUCAUGGUCCUGGCCAUCAUUGUUGUCAUUGUGUGCAAGAAACUCAAGCGGGAAAAUGUUAAACAUCAGUGGACCAAGAAGGUGAUCGUCCAUCAACAGCCGCCGGUCACUGAGAAUUUCAUCCCCGGGAUGACAAAAGCGAUGCAAAUGCCUUUUAUUCGCAUCGAGACACAGCGCUCGACCCUGAACUCAACGAUGGUCUCCGAGUACGAAUUUCCGAUCGAUCUUAACUGGGAAUUCCAGCGCAACAAGCUUAGUCUGGGCAAAAGUUUGGGCGAGGGCGCCUUCGGUAAGGUCGUCAUGGCCGAGGCCCAAGGUCUAGUCAAGGGCCAAGCUUUGACGAUUGUGGCCGUAAAAAUGUUAAAAGAGAGUCAUACGGAUGCUGAUGUUAAAGGUCUUGUAUGUGAAAUGGAGGUCAUGAAGAUGAUUGGGAAACACGUCAAUAUCAUCAAUCUGCUCGGAUGUUGCUGCACGGAUGGACCCUUGUACGUAAUCGUCGAAUAUGCUCCCCAUGGUAAUUUGAAGGACUUCCUGCGGAGUCAUCGCUUUGGACUGGCAAACGACUACGUUAAGGUCAGUGAAGAGAGGAAAAAGGAGAUUCUCACCGAGAAAGAGUUGAUAUCGUUCGCCUAUCAAAUAGCCCGUGGGAUGGAGUAUCUUGCAUCGAGAAGCUGUAUUCAUCGUGACUUGGCUGCACGAAAUGUGCUGGUAAGUGACGGUUACGUGAUGAAGAUAGCUGACUUUGGCCUAGCUCGGGACAUCCACAGUCAAGAAUACUACCGUAAAAAGACCACCGGCAAACUUCCCAUCCGGUGGAUGGCCCCAGAAUCUCUCGAGGAGAACUUCUACGACUCCCAAAGUGAUGUGUGGUCAUUUGGAGUUCUUUUGUGGGAAAUAAUGACACUCGGUGGCUAUCCGUACUCUGCCAUCCCUGCUUGGGACAAUUUGUUGGAGCACCUCAAGAAAGGCAAACGGCUUGAGCAGCCAUCGUUAUGUUCGGUAGAUAUUUACAUGUUUAUGCUCAGUUGUUGGCACUAUCGACCGGAAGAACGACCAACCUUCAAUGACAUCGUCUAACACCUGGAUCGGUUGGUGAGCUUAACGGCCAACGAGGAAUACCUCGAUCUGAGCUUACCUCUGCCAGAAAUUUCACCCUCGAGUAACGACGACGAAGAGGAUGAAUUGGAUAUGGAUGACGGCGGGACUGAUUACCGGAUGUAUCCGUCCAAACACCAGACGACCGACUGUACUUCCUGA
This is a messenger RNA of Uranotaenia lowii, 2415 nucleotides long. Its product is annotated as fibroblast growth factor receptor homolog 1-like. Gene Ontology annotation, molecular function: fibroblast growth factor receptor activity; ATP binding. Gene Ontology annotation, biological process: multicellular organism development; fibroblast growth factor receptor signaling pathway; protein phosphorylation. The transcript has a single exon. Gene Ontology annotation, cellular component: membrane; signaling receptor complex. The record is from RefSeq and is a predicted model, not a curated record. Lineage: Eukaryota; Metazoa; Arthropoda; Insecta; Diptera; Culicidae.